AUGAAAAAUGAUGAUAACAAUAACAACCAGAAAAUCCAAUGCGAUGAGCUAACUAUCAACAAAUAUAUUCUAAAUAAAGAAGAAGAAGAAGAAGAAGAAGAAGGAGGAGGAGAAGAUUUAUUAACUAUGGAUCAGGAACUGAUGGUACAGCAAUAUUAUCCUGUGAUUCUUGAGAUUGGAUCAAGACUCAUUAAAGCUGGGUUUGCCGGUGAUGCUGCUCCGAUUUCCACCUUACAAACCAAUGACCCAAUAAUGAAUUUUCAUAUCCAGAAACCAUCAAAAACUAAUGGUGAUCAAUCCCUUAAUAUGGCCUCGAUUUCUCUUAAUGGUGCAUCUUAUGCUUUGACCGCAGAGAAUCACAGAUCCUUAUCCGAAUCAAUUCUCGAUCCCAGUAUUCAACUAAAUGCCACCAUUGAUAAUUUCUACAAACUGGAUCUCAUUCAUAAGCGAUGGCUUUUCCAUGAUGAUUUUUUACUUUUCCAGACCCUUGAACCACUUCAGGGCUCCAAUACUGAACGACUCCUUGAGAAAAUCGUGUCCCAUAUUUACAACUCCGAUCUCUUGGUCGAUUCUAAACGGUGCAAAGUUAUCAUUCCAGUAUCGAUUUUCCUUCCAGAUCAUAUUCGAAGACUCAUAGCAAACGUCCUAUUGAAUUACAUUCAUGCUCAGCUGUUGAUUUUCUUACCGGACUCUCUCCUUAGUAUUUUGAGUGCUGGCACUCAAAAUGGGCUUGUGGUAGACUUGGAUUGGGAUAUGAUAACCAUAUCGCCAGUGUUUGAUCAGAAGUUAUUAUACAAAAAUAUCAAAACCACAACCAGAGGAUCAGGGAAGCAGCUUCACUAUGCAGUUUUGAGACAAUUGUUGAACAAUAAACAGCACGUUGAAGGCAUUGAUAUUAAUAACAAAAAUGAAGUAUUUCAUUUUAUCGAAGAUCUUAUCCAUGAAGUAGUAUACUGCAAGAAUCUCAACGACAGUUAUGGUAAUGGUAAUGGUGAUAAUGAUGAUAAUAAUGUAUUCAGUUAUAAAAAUAACAUCAAAAUUCCAAACAGGCUACGUUUCCAAGCAUUGGAAUCAGAGUUUUUUCCUCAGAUAACUCCCAAAGAAAUUGAUGACGAUGAAAUACCUCUAGCAAGUCUAAUUAUUGAGGUACUAGACAGUUUACCAAUAGAUAUAAGACCGGUUCUCAGCAAAAGAAUCAUGUUUACUGGAUUUUUGUCAGAUAUUCCUGGGUUGAAAUCAAGAAUAAUGCAUGAAUUAAGAUCAGCGGGGAAUGCCAAAUAUGAAGCAAUUAUAUCUUUGGGAUCAUGGACUGGUGCCAGUUUAUAUUGUUCUACUAAAUUGAUGGCGUCAUCCAGCAUAAUUAAGAAUCAAGAAUUAGUUAGAGACACAUAUCUUGAAACUAACAAACUAAUUCCUGGUUGGAUAGAUCAACUCUACACACUAGCACAAUAA
This is a messenger RNA of Saccharomycopsis crataegensis, 1452 nucleotides long. It is a transcript of the gene ARP10, whose product is annotated as Arp10p. NCBI's taxonomy places the organism in Eukaryota, Fungi, Ascomycota, Saccharomycetes, Ascoideales, Saccharomycopsidaceae. Gene Ontology annotation, biological process: microtubule-based movement. The record is from RefSeq and is a predicted model, not a curated record. Bases 1 to 1452 code for a protein of 483 amino acids. The transcript has a single exon. Gene Ontology annotation, cellular component: dynactin complex.